Molecule: messenger RNA, 808 nt
Organism: Nematostella vectensis (starlet sea anemone)
Lineage: Eukaryota; Metazoa; Cnidaria; Anthozoa; Actiniaria; Edwardsiidae
Product: calcium load-activated calcium channel
Exons: 7
Coding region: 126-674 (182 amino acids)
Biological process (GO): endoplasmic reticulum calcium ion homeostasis
Cellular component (GO): cytoplasm; endoplasmic reticulum membrane; endoplasmic reticulum
Molecular function (GO): calcium channel activity
Source: RefSeq, a predicted model, not a curated record
AUUCAUUACCGCUGUCAUACUAGUACAUGAAGUAUUGGUCUUUAGCUUGGCUUUAGCACUGUUUCGUUUGUCUCGGAUUUUAUUGAAUUUUUGUUCCGCUCUUACACCUUUAGGACUAAUACAAAAUGUUUGCCGAUUCGCUACUUAUCUUAUUUAUCUCACUAGCAACUGCUUUGCUUUCUGAGGGUAUUACAUACAUCCUUGUGUACAGAACAGACAAGUACAAGAAACUGAAGGCGGAGGUGGAAAAAGAUAGCAAGAAAUUGGAGAGAAGAAAAGAAAACCUAACAGAUGCACCACGUCAAGGAGGACAGAAGAAAAAGAUUGAACGCGUUGAAGAGAAACUCAAGAACCAUAACAGAGAUCUCUCCAUGGUGAAGAUGAAGUCUAUUUUUGCUAUUGGUUUUACGUUUACUGCCCUCAUUGGCAUGUUUAACUCAAUAUUUGAUGGCAGGGUGGUUGCAAAGUUGCCAUUUGAGCCUCACUCCUGGAUCCAGGGUCUGUCACACCGUAAUCUGAUGGGUGAUGACUUCACUGAGUGCUCCUUCAUCUUUUUGUACAUUCUUUGCACCAUGGCUGUCAGACAGAAUGUCCAGAAAGCUCUUGGAUUUGCCCCAUCUCGAGCUGCAAGUAAAGUAGGAGGGCUUCUCACCCCUCCACAGGCUGCAAAAUGACUCCCCCCCUCCGACUGACCAUCAACAAAAUACUUGACAUUGUGAUGGUGUAUAUUCCAUGUAUAAAUAGAUUACCAUACAAAGAAAGAAACCAUCUAUUACACAUUGUGAUAAUAAAAGUGACUUGACUUGCA